AUGAUUAUUGGCAUAGGGACCGACAUAGUUAGCCUCGCCCGCCUGGGCGCGUUCCCAAUCAGGAGAUUGACUCGACUGGCGACGCGCAUUCUCACUUCUGAUGAAAUUUUACUGCUCAAGAAAUCUCUAGGAGCGCCGACAUCGCUCGGUGCAGAUCCAACCACCACAGAGUCGCAGAACGCCCAGUUCCUGCACGAGUUGAGGGAUGAACACCGGUGGGAUACACACAAGAAGGACAAAUUGGCACAGUAUCUGGGAGUACGGUGCGCCACGAUCGAGUCCCUGUUCUCCCCUUUUUCUGACAACUAUUGUCCCAAUAGAUGGGCUGCUAAAGAGGCUAUCUACAAGGCUAUGUAUCCAUAUCGUAAACUCAGUUGGAAAGACGUCGAACUCAAACCUCUCCAAAUCAAAAUCGACGAUCGGUCAGGAAACGCCACUCCCAAACUGGAAGUCGUUUUCACCAAGUCUAUGAACGUCACCGUCCACGAUUCGACGCUCUCAUUCAUGCGGUCUCACUUGAGCAUAUCUCAUGACGCCGGUCUGGUGGUCGCAAUGGUCGUUCUCGAAGGGCAAAGCGGAGAAUUCGCAUUCGAAAAGGAUCCAGAAGUCGUUAGCCACCAAACGUGUCCGUUUGUCCAGCUGCCCCCUUUACGCGACUAUCUUACAAUGACUGCCGAACAAUUCGCCAUAGAGGACCUGCGGUCCACGAUCUUAUUGGCUUAG
Molecule: messenger RNA, 723 nt
Organism: Acaulospora colombiana
Lineage: Eukaryota; Fungi; Glomeromycota; Glomeromycetes; Diversisporales; Acaulosporaceae
Source: the annotation of a GenBank genome assembly